AUGGCUCCAUUUACUAUUUAAAUUUUGCUUAUUUGGUCACACUAUUAAAUCGUAAAUACACAUCCUGGACCAAUAAAAAUUACUAAGACUCCUAUUGAAUUAAUGAAAGAAAAAAAUUGUAGCAUCAAAGCUAUUAAGCUAAAUGAAAAAUAUUUAGAUCAGAAAUGUGAAAAAUGCGAAAAUUGGAAACCACCAAAGACCCAUCAUUGCUAAACUUGUAAUAUAUGCGUUCAUUACAGAGAUCAUCAUUGUGCUUGGCUAAAUUGUUGUGUAGGCUACAAGAAUUUAAAAUAUUUUAGCCAAUUUUUAGUGUACUUUACGAUUUUAUUGUUUAUGCAUUGUAAUUCAUGCGUAAUUUCGAUUGUCAAAUUUGCUUAUCAAAUUCACAUUGAGGGAUUAAUAAAUUUAACACUGACUUCCUUUUGGGCUUAAAUUUCAGUUUUUGAGGUUACAACAAAACUAUUAUAAUUUAUUAUUAGUAUUGGAGCUUAUUUAAUAGUUUCUAAUUUGCUGAAAGAUAAACUUAUUUAAUUACCUGAUUUGACUACUUAUAAUGAAUAAAGAGCGGGUAAGUAUUCAUCAUACGAAGUUUACAGUUCCAAAUUGAAAAGACUUUUAGGAAAUAACUUUAUAUAAUGGAUUUUGCCAAUACCUAACAAGCUAGCCCUCAAUUACUUAGAGCUAACCUUUCCUAAAGUUACGGCUGGAGAAAACUAUUUUGAAAAUCAUCUGGAAGGGAAGGAAGACUUUGAGUUUUAUAAACAUUUUGAAAUAAAUUGA
This is a messenger RNA of Paramecium tetraurelia, 780 nucleotides long. RefSeq lists its product as uncharacterized. Gene Ontology annotation, biological process: peptidyl-L-cysteine S-palmitoylation; protein targeting to membrane. The record is from RefSeq and is a predicted model, not a curated record. NCBI's taxonomy places the organism in Eukaryota, Ciliophora, Oligohymenophorea, Peniculida, Parameciidae. Gene Ontology annotation, cellular component: endoplasmic reticulum; Golgi apparatus. Gene Ontology annotation, molecular function: protein-cysteine S-palmitoyltransferase activity. The transcript has a single exon.